UGCUGCCAAAUCAUUGGUCAGAGCAGGAGAUUAGUCUAUGUCAACUUACCCUUUGAGACAAAUCUCCUAGCACUAACUGAACUUAGCGUAGAUGUAACUUUUAGUCAAAAGAUUAUCUCGACUUCACUUCUCGAAUAUUUCAAAACUGAGAGAUCUUUCGAGAAAGUUUUCGUAUUUGAUGCUCAAAAUAAAGGGAUGAUUGAAGGGACCUUCGUUAUGGCCCAAGAGGAAAGGGCAAAAAAGCGCGAAACAGAACAAGAGAUGGGCAUCUUUUGGCUAUCGUGA
This is a messenger RNA of Botrytis fragariae, 285 nucleotides long. RefSeq lists its product as uncharacterized. Lineage: Eukaryota; Fungi; Ascomycota; Leotiomycetes; Helotiales; Sclerotiniaceae. The record is from RefSeq and is a predicted model, not a curated record. The transcript is spliced from 3 exons. The annotation marks the transcript as partial.